AUGGGGGGAGCCAGAGGACUGCAAGGUAAAGAUGGCUUCCCUGGGGCUCAGGGACGGGAGGGGUACAAAGGAUUCAAAGGAGUUCUAGGAAGAGGAGGAGACACAGGGCCUGAGGGUGACUCCGGGCCUGAUGGGGAGGGCGGUGCCUCUGGUUUCUCUGGAGCCCAGGGCUUGCCUGGUCUUCCUGGAGAUCCAGGUGAGACAGGGGUGCUUGGACUGAAGGGUGACAUCGGUAUGGAGGGGCCACGCGGAGGAGUGGGGGUAACGGGUGAGACUGGUCCAAUUGGUGAGGCAGGGCCUGGUGGGCCUGAUGGAACUGGAGGUAUCAAGGGAUCAACUGGAGCAGAAGGGAAACAGGGUCCUGAGGGAACAGAAGGGGAAAAGGGUCAGAUUGGAGCACCUGGAUUCUCAGGAGACCAUGGGGAGAUGGGCUAUAAUGGGUAUCCUGGAGAGCCAGGAGGCAGAGGAGAGACCGGUCACAAGGGUGACCAAGGCCCAGGGGGCAUGCCAGGCAGUGAUGGGGAGCCUGGAGAGGAUGGUCCUCUUGGAGUUCCUGGGGUGAUCGGCUUUCCUGGAGAGUUUGGACAAAAGGGCACGAGCGGGGAUCGUGGUGUGAGGGGACCUCCUGGGAGAGUAGGAGCUGGGGGGCCUCAAGGAGCGAGAGGAGAUGCAGGAAUUCCAGGGAAACCAGGACCUAAAGGCCUGCAGGCCCAGCCUGGAGCCAAAGGGGAGACAGGACCUGAUGGUGAGAAGGGUGGGGUUGGAAGAACUGGUGUGAAGGGAGAGAAAGAGGACAAGGGAAGUUUUGGAGCACGUGGUGACAAAGGACAGCAAGGGGAGAGAGGUACCAUCGGCCCUGAUGGCAUUGUUGGACGAAAUGGACCCCCCGGCAUCCCAGGCUCCAGAGGAGAGCCAGGUCCAGGCGGUGACCUGGGCGUCAAAGGUGGCUCUGGACCUAAAGGAGUGCCAGGUGCCCCUGGCCCUGGGCUGACAGAUGAGCAGGUAUUGCAGCUGUGUAAAGGAGUGGUGACAGCCCAGAUCUCCCAGUAUGCAGCUUCCAUCCGGGUCAAGUGUUCCCAGGGCUGCCCCAUCAACAACCGCACACUUAUUGGGCCGCCCGGAACCAGGGGACCAACUGGAGAAUCGGGCAAACCCGGUAAAGCGGGCAAAGCUGGAGUCAAAGGAGGCAGGGGCAUCCAAGGGGACACAGGAGUGGAUGGUCAGAAGGGGACAGUGGGUGAAAGAGGAACAAAAGGCCCGAAAGGAAAGGGCGGUGAGCCUGGUAAAGGUCUGCCAGGACACGAUGGGCAUCAAGGCCUCAGAGGGCUGCCAGGCCACCCAGCAGAGCCAAAGAAUGGUUUGGCAGGUCACAGAGGGCCCCGUGGUUUCACAGGCGCUUUGGGCCAGCCUGGCAUGGUAGGCAACGCAGGAGUGCCCGGCUUCUGUGAGGCACGGGACUGCAGCAUUCACGCGCCUGUGAUGCGCAAGGAGCAGGGCCUAGUGAAGGGACCCCGCGAUCUAAGCCCCAAGAUUUAACCCCAACAAGGAGCUUCAGGAAAAGGUGAAGGAAUGGUCCAUGACGAGGGGUCACUCUGGACGGUCGCUCCAUGGCAACAUUGAAGUUAAUUCAAUUCAUAUCUCAGCCAAACCAGGAAUUGACAUUGAGUUUUGAACUGGGAAAUUACCAAUGUGUACAGCAUUGAUCUUUUUGAAUUUCAUGCCUAAUUCAAUUCCUGUAUUGACUGGUAUUGAAAUGUAAUUAAUCUGAGCACUGUUCAAUGGGGCUCACCAGUGAUGGAAGGGUUUGGUGGGACACGCUGGACUCUGCACAGAGAUGAAACCAGCCUUGACGCAUUUCAUCUGAGCCAAGCAAGGCUCCAAAUGAACUCUGUUUAGGCAUAAUUGAUACCUUUUUUGUUAGGCCAAAAUAGAUUUUUUUAUGCAGAAACAAAAAAUGAAAUUGUCUUCCUCCAUGCAAACCAUAAGUAAAGGGGCUUGAGAAACUGGCUAAAAGAAAUUGGCAGAAAAUGAAACUUGCAGGAAUCUCUGGCUACCAGUCAGGUUUUGUUUUUGAUAUGAUCAACAAUGCUGUGUAUACAUUGAAAAUAAAAAGUGAUGUAAAUAAUUUUGUAAAGUAUCGCAAGUACAUGUACUGUGUGUUCUGAAAUAUCACUGUUUUAGAUAAAUUCUGUCUUACUUUUUCUUAA
Messenger RNA from Oncorhynchus masou masou (cherry salmon), 2207 nucleotides. RefSeq lists its product as uncharacterized. Bases 1 to 1536 code for a protein of 511 amino acids. The transcript has 22 exons. Lineage: Eukaryota; Metazoa; Chordata; Actinopteri; Salmoniformes; Salmonidae. The record is from RefSeq and is a predicted model, not a curated record.